Molecule: messenger RNA, 4041 nt
Organism: Candidozyma auris
Lineage: Eukaryota; Fungi; Ascomycota; Pichiomycetes; Serinales; Metschnikowiaceae
Gene: ROM2
Product: Rho family guanine nucleotide exchange factor
Exons: 1
Coding region: 1-4041 (1346 amino acids)
Biological process (GO): intracellular signal transduction
Molecular function (GO): guanyl-nucleotide exchange factor activity
Source: RefSeq, a predicted model, not a curated record
AUGUCUUACAGUAAAGGAACUGCCCGGUCAGAUGCAGUAAACCUUCCAGAGCACCUAAUACCGCAAGGUAUGCUUGCUCACGUUGGAAAAGGCAAACGAUCCAUACCAGAGUAUUCGACAGCAGACUCCUUUCAGAGUCGUGCACCUCAUCCAGGACAAUCUGAUAACUACACCAAACCACAAAACCUAUCUAAUUCGAUGUAUUAUCAAGAGAGAAACGCAAACUCUACACCGCUGUUACAGUAUGAAAACGUUCAUCACCAUCAACCCGUCUUGAACUAUAAUUACGUCCCGAAUCAAGACUCUCGUCCUAAGGAUCAUCGACUGGGAUCAACCUCUUAUCCUGUUGCUACCCAGUUUCCUUCAAAUAUCAGUGGUGGCAUCGAUGCAGCUCCAAAUGAGCGUUAUAUCGCAGGCUACUCACAACGCCCAAAUUUACAGUACGUUGACUCUCACGCUCGAAGCAAUAGGUCCUUCACUGGCCAAAUCACGCAAAAUUUCUCAAACUCAAUGACCGAUAACGUAACGCGGCUGUCAGGAAAAUCCGCUCAUGACGCUAUUUUUGAUAAGGGUAGCGCUCAAAGGGUAGGUCUGGAAACGAGAUCAGAAGUUUUGAUCCCGGAGAACUAUAAAAGUAACUCAUCGUUUAAUGUUGUGCCCGAGCACGGGUAUUUGGGAGCCACAACAUCUCAAGAAAAUAGAAGGGGGGGCUUCCUAUCCAAUGAGACAAACUUUUCACAGCCAGGUCUGUUUGGGAAUUUGUCCUCUCAACUUCACGCUUCUCAAGCCAGAGUAUUUCACACUUCGAAUAGGGCAGCACUGGAUGGUCGAAGAAUCGCCUCGUCUCCUACGGUACCAAAUAACACUCAUCCGUCAAAAAAGAUAGAUUCACGGGCGAUGUCUUUCUCAGCGUCUUCAACUAAGCACAAUAGUGCACCUUCUAACUACUUGCACUCACUGCAAACAAGCUCUCAUGGCAGUCGUCAAGCUAAUUCCAGUGCAAAUUCGUCCCAUACAUUUUCCUUAUCUUCAAAAUCCAGGUCUUUUAGCUCAUUGGGCAAGUUGUCAUCACUUUCAACGAAAAAAUUUUCUUCGUCUGCUUCGCUUCAAAACAAAACUGAUCGCAAUGUAUCAUCAACCACUCUCACAUCCCAAAGGACUAUGGCGUUGUAUCAAUCAAGAAAACCUGCUAUCUACCCAGCAAUUCUUUCCCGUGUUGCUAAAGCCUUUAAGGAUUCAAUUGCUUUGACAAUUAACAUGAAGGAUGGUUUGGAGUAUCACGAUUCCUUCACGGGGGAUAAUGCAGUUGAUGUACUUUGCAGUAUCAUUCGCACAAAUGAUCGUAACCUUGCAUUGCUUUUGGGCCGUUCAUUGGAUGCUCAGAAGUUUUUUCAUGACGUGACGUACAAUCAUCGAUUGAGAGAUUCGAGUCAUGAGGUCUACACAUUUAGCCGAAAUUAUAAUGACGUGGAAUUUUUUGAGGACGAGCCUGCGGGCAGCGGAACUAGCAAUAACAACUCCAAUCGUGGCUCAUUUAACGAGCAUCUGCUAUCUGUUCUGCCACAACCUCCAUCGGCAGCGCCAUAUCCAACUAGUUCUGCUCCUCCAAGCAUUCCUCCAAGUCCUAUUGACGGCAAUGUUGCUGUAUUCAACUCGCAGACGAAGACUGGAGAGCUUCCUGAUUUAUCUGGUGUUAAUGGCGUAUUUACUAUUUUGAGUAACUGCUACUCUCCAACUUGUACUCGUGAUCGUCUUUGCUACUCGAUCGCCUGCCCUCGUCGACUAGAGCAACAAGCUAGACUCAACAUGAAACCCAGAGGGGGACUCAAAAGAGCUGUAUCGAGGCUUUCUUUGCAUGAUACUGAAACCAGUAAGACACUCUGGCACGAAACUGUCGAUCAAGCAAUUUUGGAGAAACUUGACAAGCACGAAAAGAUGAGACAAGAGCUUAUUUAUGAGCUCAUCUAUACUGAAAGAGAUUACGUGAAAGAUCUAGAGUUCAUGACGGAUUUCUAUAUCUUACCUCUUAAAAACCCUGCAAACAACAUCAUUCCAGAACGAGAGAGAGAGGCAUUUAUAAGAACCGUUUUUGGUGGUGUAAGUGAUUUGCUUCGCUUGGCAAGGAGUUUGAGCGAGGCUCUCACCAACCGACAACAGGCGCAAAAGCCUGUCAUCGAAAGUGUGGGUGAUGUGUUUUUACAGUUCGUUGGCAGUUUUGAGCCUUUCAUAAAAUAUUCCGGUAAUAAAGUCUUCGCCAGCUUUGAACACGAGAGGCAACAGCAGGUCAACAUGAAGUACGCAAGAUUCUUGGACGCUAUCGAGAAGAAACCUGAGUCCAGAAAACAAGAUUUGUCGUCCUUUUUGAUUAAAGGUGUACAGCGUCCAGCAAGAUAUCAGCUUUUAUUGGGCGGUAUCCUCAAAAAUACUAAAGAAUCCUCUCCUGAUUAUAAUAAUCUUGUCAAAGCGAAGGAGGAAAUCGAGAAAGUAUUACACAGAGUCAACAUUCAAACAGGUGAGAGCACGGAUCGUCACAAGAUAAUGGUUUUGCAUAGACUCUUGGGUCGACAGACACUUGAAGAUCGAUUCAAUUUCAAACUUAAUUACAAUAAUAGGAUUGUCUAUCAAGUGACUCUCAACAGGAAGAGAGACAACGAGAAGAUCGAUCUUUACCUUUUUGAGCAUGCAUUAUUGCUUGUAAAGCAUAAAAUACAAAAUAAGCGAGAGGUUCACAAAGUCUUUGAAAGACCUAUCUAUCUACCUUUACUUUUCGUCAACAGUGGGUACGAGUCACCUGGAAUCAAAACGAUACUACCAUUCAGGGAGAAUGGGUCCAUAAUCUCAGAUAUCAGUUUGAGAAAUAGAGCUGAGGUUUCCAACUACAAUCCUGUCUCGUCCUCCCAACAAAAAUUUCAAGUGAACUUCUUGGGUCUUGGAAAUAAUCCUGUUCAUGUCUCGUUGUACGCCGAUGAUGUUACUAAUCAGAGUCAGAUAUUACUGCAAGUUCAGCAACAACAAAAAAAGCUUUUGGAGAAGCAUGAUAUUUUCUGUUUGAGUAAAUAUGAGACGCGGAGAUUCACGGGCCACAACAGAAUCAACUGCGCUGUGCCCUGUUACGGAGGUAAAAAGCUAUUAUACGGAACUGAUGCCGGAGUGUGGGUGUCUACUGUGCGCUCCAUAAGUAUGACAUCAAACGAAAAGAUUUGCUCCGAUCCGACUAUGGUGAUCAGCAAGCCAUACAUAACUCGAAUGGAAGUUUUGGUGGAAUAUUCUAAAUUAUUGGUGCUAUCGGAAAAGACGUUAUACGAAUUUGAUCUACCAUGCACCGAUUCCUUGGAUCAUCUCAAGAAUACCCGAAGUGGGAAGGUCAUUUUAAAUUAUGUCUCAUUUUUCAAAACCGGUGUUUGCGACGGCCGCUUGUUAGUAUGCGCUGUGAAAAGUGGCAGUGCAAAAGCCAUCAGUAUAGUUGAACCGACCAAUCCGUUUGACUCAAAGAAUAGAGGAAAAGCUAAAAAGCCAGAGGUUAGAGAGAUUGCCUUUUUAUCGGAGCCGGUCUCGAUAUCUUUUUUGAAGACCAAGCUUUGUAUCGGGUGUACCAAAGGGUUUGAAAUUUUGUCGCUCGAAGCAGGCAGAAAAGAACCAAUUCUCGAUGAAGCCGAUCCUUCUUUAGAUUUCGCCACACAAAGAGAGAGUGUCGCCCCACUUGGCAUACAUCGCUUGGGGAAAAACUUCUUGUUAAGCUACAGCGAGUUUUCCUUCUUAAUCAACCGGAAUGGUUGGCGAACAAAACAUGACUGGGGAAUAUUUUGGGAGGGGUCGCCUCAAAAUAUUGCUCUAUUUUACCCUUACCUUUUGGCGUUCGAUCCGGGCUUUAUAGAGAUAAGAGAUCUCGAAAGUACAACACUUAUAAGGGCCUUGAUUGGAGAAAACAUUAGAUUUUUGCAUUCUAAUGAGCACGAGGCAUUGUAUGCUUGCGAGGAGAAUGGAUACGAUAUCAUUGUCUCGAUUGAUUUCCUCAACUUAAAACCAAAGCAAGUAAAUUAA